Lottia gigantea (owl limpet) is the source of this 1818-nucleotide messenger RNA. RefSeq lists its product as hypothetical. NCBI's taxonomy places the organism in Eukaryota, Metazoa, Mollusca, Gastropoda, Lottiidae. Gene Ontology annotation, cellular component: endoplasmic reticulum. The record is from RefSeq and is a predicted model, not a curated record. Gene Ontology annotation, molecular function: pyridoxal phosphate binding; serine C-palmitoyltransferase activity. The transcript has a single exon. Gene Ontology annotation, biological process: sphingosine biosynthetic process; ceramide biosynthetic process. The coding region runs from base 318 to 1748 and encodes 476 amino acids.
CGUGUUUAUUAGCAUGGCAAAUCGUGUUUCGUCUUGUUAAUUUUGCAAGGAAGUAUUUCCAAUACAGCGUUCUUAAGGGUUGCUUAGUAAUAAUAUUGGCGUAAACUUUGACAACAUUUUAAAAAGAAAGCUUAGCUCGAAAGUCUUAUAGUAUAGACCUACUUUGAAGAAUGUGACAUUGUGGUGAAAAAGGGUGUUGCCUUUUACUGUAAAGAGUGUUGCCUGCCUAGUUAAUUGACUCAUUUCUUUUUUCGGAAUCGGAGUAGUUUGUUGUCCACGUCGUUCAGUAUUCAGUGUAAGAGUUAAUAAUUCUUAUAAUGGAGACAUUACCAGCUACCUGGGACAUGUAUGAUUUGUUUCAAAGUUUCUUGAGAACACCGACUUACCAUUUGAUAGUUGAAGUUUGCUUGGUUCUUCUCAUCAUCAAACUCAUAUUUUCCAAAAGUUAUAAACCAGAGAAAACAGUUUUAUCAGAGAAAGAAAAGGAUGAAUUGAUAGCAGAAUGGACCCCAGAACCACUUGUACCAGACAUUCCUGAAGACCAUCCAAUCAUUAAGUUAAUGGAGAAAAACAUUGUUACUGGACCACCAGGAAAAUAUAUCAAUAUUCGAAAUAAAUCCUGCAUAAACAUGGCUACAAUGAAUUUUCUUGGAAUGAUAUCUAAUAAGACAAUUGAAGAGGAAGCUGUCCGUUGUAUUAAGAAAUAUGGAGUUGGAUCAUGUGGGCCAAGAGGUUUUUAUGGAACUAUGGAUGUUCAUCUUGAACUUGAAAGUCAUUUGGCUAAAUUCAUGAAUUGUGAAGAGGCCAUUAUCUAUUCCUAUGGUUUCGCUACUAUAUCGAGUGCAAUUCCAGCCUACUCCAAGCGUGGUGACAUAAUAUAUUGCGAUGAAGGUGUUAGUUUUGCUAUCCAAAAAGGUCUUGCAGCGUCUAGAAGUGAAAUUCGCUUUUUUAAGCACAAUGAUACUGAGGACUUGGAAAGAUUGUUGAUUGAACAACAGCAAAAGGACAAAAAGAACCCAAAGAAAGCAAAAGUAACUCGGAGAUUUAUAGUCAUUGAAGGUUUAUAUCUGAAUUAUGGGGAUAUCUGUCCACUUCCUAAAAUUGUCGAGCUGAAAUGGAAAUAUAAAGUAAGAAUUUUUAUGGAGGAGAGCUUCUCAUUUGGCGUGUUGGGGUCAAGUGGUAAAGGUGUUACUGAGUAUUAUGGAAUAGAUAUAGAUGAAAUAGACUUGAUUGCUGCAUCUUUAGAGAAUGCAAUAAGCUCAAUUGGAGGAUUUUGUGUUGGUAAAAAAUAUGUGAUUGACCAUCAAAGACUUUCAGGUCUUGGCUAUUGCUUCUCAGCAUCCCAGCCUCCUCUUUUGGCUGCAGCUGCUACUCAAGCUCUUGGAAUUCUGGAAAAGGAUCCAGGACUAGUGACACAAUUGAAGGAGAACUGUUUGAGGGUUCAUGAAGGGUUGAAUAAAAUUGAAGGUGUUCAGAUUGUGGGAUUGCCUUUUUCUCCUGUCAAACACAUCAGACUUGUAGAACCCUCUGAUGAUCGUGAUCUAGAUAUCCAAACCUUAGAAUUGGUUGCUGACAGGUCUAUUGAGAAUGGUGUUGCUUGUACAGUGGCAAGGUAUUUGGAGAAAGAAGAAAAGUUUUUGCCGCCUCCCAGUAUUCGAAUUGCUGUUAAUUGUCAAUUAAAUUCUACUGAGAUUGAUAGAGUUGUUACAGUCCUAAAUGACAGUUUCAAUCAAGUAUUUUCACUGUAAUCAAAUCAUAAUAUUUAAUACUUUUCUAAAGCUUAUCUAUUUUAUUCUCAAUUAAAAUUGUUAAAUGACA